AUGAGCGCCAAUUUCCAGAAGCUUCAGGCGCUCCACCGUGCCCGCCAGGAUAAGGUGAACUCCAGGAUGGUGGCUGUGGACAAGGCAGAACCAGAUUUUCAGGAGCGCAUCGCUCAGACGCAAGUCUGGUUCGGCGAGGCCCGGCAAGAACUGAGGGUUGCCCAAGAUCAGUUGGAUGAGCGCAAGCGAGAGCACCUCCUGAAGCAGGCCGACAUCGAGAGGGCCCAAGAGGCGGCGAAGGAACAGGCUGCCAAGGACGAAGCCAACCGGCGGCAGCAGCAAGCUUUGCUGGACACCCAGGAGGAAGAACUCGUUGCUCGUGAACAAGCGCUUGCUGCCACACUCCACGGCAAGGACGAGGAAAUCGAGAAGCUUGUCGCGCAGCGGACCCAAGAGCUGGAGCGGAAGCACAAGGAUGCACUUGAUGCUCUGGCCCUGGACCAAGCAGGCAUGGUGGAGAAGCUGGAGCUGGAGCGGGAGGAGCUGGAGAAGGAGAUCUCAAAGCUGACGGAGGACAUGGACACGGCUAACCGCACUCUGGUGGAUUUGCAGGUCGCCGUCUCCGACAAGACCAAACUGCUCUCCGAGGCCAGCGACUCCAUCGAUGAUCUGAAGCUGAAACUAGACACCUUGGAAGGGACGCUUUCGGAGGUCAGGGCCCGUGAGGAGACCCUGAACAAGGCCCCUGAGGGGGAGAGGCUGCUGCGGCAGGAUGCCGCCGCCGCCCACAAGGACUAUGUGGACAGCAUAAAUCUCUGGACCGGCCGCCUCAUUGACGUUGCAGAGAGGCUCACCAUACAGCUAGCCCUCAUGGACAUGCCGAACUUCAGGUACUCCCAGGAGGCGAACAUAAGCCCCAGUGACAGCCUGACCUUGUUCUUCGAGUGCGUCCUCGACGCCCCGGAACAGCUCCGCUCUAGUCAAGAGACUUAUCUGGCCAAUGAGGCUCGGAAGCUUUGCCGGGGCGCCCUGACCAAGGUACUCACCAAGGUGGCAUUCUGGUACCCCAGCGUCGACUUCGCCAAUGCGCUUGAGAGUUUGCCGGAGGAUGCAGACCUCGAGGCACUCGAAGAGCGUAUCGAGCCCAUCAUCAGCUGCGUUGACGGAGUCAAGAGGUUGGAAGGCCAGUGCCAGGACUAG
This is a messenger RNA of Aegilops tauschii subsp. strangulata, 1140 nucleotides long. NCBI's taxonomy places the organism in Eukaryota, Viridiplantae, Streptophyta, Magnoliopsida, Poales, Poaceae. The record is from RefSeq and is a predicted model, not a curated record.